Dentiscutata heterogama is the source of this 482-nucleotide messenger RNA. Lineage: Eukaryota; Fungi; Glomeromycota; Glomeromycetes; Diversisporales; Gigasporaceae. The record is from the annotation of a GenBank genome assembly.
UAUGAUGAUUUAUCAACAUCAUCUAAACAAGUUUAUUCUCCUGAUUUUUCUAAUAUUAUGAGUGAUGAUUUAAUUAUUUUAUUAUCAUUUCAAAGUACUAAUAAACAACUAUUGUCCAAAGAUGAUAUUAAUUCUGAUAAUAAAUUAGGGACAGAUUCAGCUAUCAAAUUGUUGCUUGCAUAUUUAUCAGAAAAUUUCUCUAGCUAUCGUAAAAAUAAAAAGAAGUUUUAUAUAAAAUCUGCUUUGCAUAUAGGUAGUAAAACAAGUACACAAGUUCAUAGAAAAGUACAAAGCCUUAUUAGAAAAUAUUCUGAAGAAAAAAAAGAAAAAACAGGAAAAGGAAUAUCAAAAUGGCCUUACUUUUAUUUAAUGAAUAAAAUUUUUGGAAACUCUUAUAUAGAAUCUAUAGCAGCUAUUAGUGAAAGUAAAAAGAUGUCUACUGAAUAUAGAAAAAAGUGGAAUGAGGAUCAUGCUAAAAUUGA